ACGUGCAUAAUAACAGACAACGCUUCAAAUAUGGUCAAAGCAAUGGGACUUAACCAAUGGACCAGACUGCAGUGCUUCGGACACAGGCUGCAUCUUGCAAUUGGUAAGUACAAGAAUGUGUGUUUGUGCGAGUGUGUAUGUUUACAAGGUUACUACAAGUGUGAGAGUUCGUAUUAUCUGGGGACGAAGCGCCGAGAAGUUUGUUGUCAAGCUGUCGUUAGCUGACCAACUGUUAGCGCAAUGCUACUUUAACAUACUGUUUAUCCUAGGGAGAAAAAUGAACCCUUUCAUCGAAAAUGCUGUCAAAGAUGAGCAAAGAAUCAAACGGGCCACAGGACUUUGCAAGCAGCUGGUUGCGGUCUUCACUCACAGCUGGAAGAAGAAGGCGGCACUAAAACAGGCACAGCAAGACUUGAACCUACCUCAACAGUCACUGGUCACUGAAUGUCCGACACGAUGGGGCUCCCGGCAGAAAAUGAUUGGGAGGGUGUUGGAGCAGAGCAAGGCACUGUGCCAGGUUCUGUCUGAAGACAGGAAGACGCGGCACCUGGUCCUCACUUGGCAAGACACAGAUGUCCUUGAAUCUGUAAACAAUGACCUCGGUCCUCUUCAGGAGUUCACAGACGCCCUCUCAGGUGAGGACUACGUAAGCGUGUCAUACCUGAAGCCAGUGCUCCAUCUCCUCAGAACAGCAACGCUUGCUGAAACUGACCAGGACACGAAUCUCACCAAGGAGAUCAAAUCAAGAGCUCUCCACUACAUUGAAGAGAAAUACAGCGACCCAGUGACACAGGAGCUCUUGGACAUCACAUCCUUCCUUGAUCCAAGAUUCAAGAAGAGCUACAUAAGUGAAGAGAAUGUCCCAUACAUCAAAGACAGAGUGAAGAUGGAAAUGGAACAGGUGGCACAAAAGGAGCAGAGGGCUUGUGUCACAACCCAUCCCAUGCCCCUGAGUGCAGAAGAAGAACCACCAUCCACCUCUACAAAGCGAAAGCGGUCACUGGGCAGCUUUUUCAAGACCAAGGCGGUCCCUGCUUCCUCUACUGUGCAGUUGGAGGAUACCAUUAAAGCAGAACUGGACAACUACCUCAUAACUCCUACCAUUGAUGGAGAGCAAGAUCCACUGGCCUGGUGGAGAGUGCACAAUGUCAACUUCCCAUGGCUUAGCAAGUUGGCUCGUAAGUACCUUUGCAUACCAGCAAUGAGUGCACCAUCAGAGAGACUGUUCAGUGCCAGUGGCAAUAUUGUCACAUGUCAGCGUGCAAGUCUGAAGCCAGCAAAGGUUGACAUGUUGGUUUUCUUGGCCAAAAAUCUCUGAAGGGAUGAAGGGGAAGAUUUAUUGAUUUUUGUUGUUGUUCUUCUGCACCUUACCCUGACAUGUCUUUGUUCCAUUAAAAAAGGUGUUCACUCUUUUUUACUUAUCUUUUGUUUACAGACUAGAUGUUAAAUAAUGUAACCAGUUGGACAUCUUUUGUUGAUGAGGAAAAUGUAUUUUUUAA
Eleginops maclovinus (Patagonian blennie) is the source of this 1499-nucleotide messenger RNA. RefSeq names its product E3 SUMO-protein ligase ZBED1-like. The transcript is spliced from 3 exons. Gene Ontology annotation, molecular function: protein dimerization activity. The record is from RefSeq and is a predicted model, not a curated record. The coding region runs from base 116 to 1318 and encodes 400 amino acids. NCBI's taxonomy places the organism in Eukaryota, Metazoa, Chordata, Actinopteri, Perciformes, Eleginopidae.